Messenger RNA from Vitis vinifera (wine grape), 1193 nucleotides. Its product is annotated as protein NETWORKED 3A-like. NCBI's taxonomy places the organism in Eukaryota, Viridiplantae, Streptophyta, Magnoliopsida, Vitales, Vitaceae. The record is from RefSeq and is a predicted model, not a curated record. The transcript has 2 exons. Bases 44 to 886 code for a protein of 280 amino acids. Gene Ontology annotation, molecular function: actin binding.
UCAAAGCCUAGAGGCUCCUGCUUCUCAGAAAAGCACUCAUUCAAUGGAGAAAAGGUCUUCUACUUCAUGGGGUUGGAGUAGCCCUCAAAGUCUCCAACAGUCUCAAUGGCUUCGGAUCAAUCUAUCUGAAUUAGACAAGAAAACAAAGGCAAUGCUGACACUGAUAGAAGAUGAUGGUGAUUCUUUAGCCAAGAAUGCGAAGAUGUAUUACAGGAGGAAACCGAAACUUAAACAAAUGGUUGAAGAAUUCAACAGAGCUUACCACUAUUUAGCUGAGAAAUAUGACCAGUUGUGGUCCGAAUCAACUCAUGUCCAGACCUCAGAGUUUUCAUCUUCUUCUUCAAACUCAACAGAAGUCCACCAUGGUAACAAAAAUGUUGUAAGCUUUGAUUAUUCUAAAUGGGAGGCCUUCCAUUUGCAUCCUGAAUCUGUUGUUGAAUGUGACAACCUUAACCUUGAUUUUGAACCCUUGGAUUCUGAUAAAAAGUCUGGAAACACAGAUAAAAUGAAUGGUACAGCCACUGAUUUAUCUGAUAAAGGAGAUAUUCCUAGGAAGAAGGAUGGCUAUGAAUUAAGCAAGAUUGCAGUUGGAGAGUUCCCAGCAUGUGGUCCUGAGCAAGAGAAUACAUGGUUGGAACUGAGGUUUCAAGUUAUGAAGCUUAUAGAAGAAAAUCUGCAGCAGCAAGCAGAGUUGAUAAGAAGAAAUGAUGAAAAUAGAGAAACCAUUAAAGAGCUUCGGUUCGAGCUGGAACGGUUGAAGAGUGAGAACAGGGCCCUCCAGAGUUGUCUCAGAUGCUCAAAAGUUGAUGUGAAGCACAACCGAUCUCGCCUAUCAAAACUGAAAGGACUAGUGCUCAGUAAGUUCUUCAGAGAAAGUUCGUCAUGAUUUAACAUGGAUUGGAAAAGUAGCAAAUUCCUCCUUUCUAGCAUACUGAUUGGUGGGAAAUAAAUCCAAUCUCAGAUAUCAAAACUGAAAGGACUUCUUUCUGCAAGAUCUUCAAAGGGGGUUUUUCAUUAUUUGACUCUCCAUCAUUGGCACCAGGAAUGUUUCUUUUCUUCAUAUCCUUUUUUAGCAUAUAUGUUUGUAAGACCACUGGUAAAGCCACUCUACUUUGUAUUUCAGAUAGCUUUAAGAUUGUCUAGCCUUGUGGUCCAAGUCCUAUCUUUACCUAGAAGUAUUUCUUCUCUUUCCC